GGAAGUGCCGCGGCGGCCGCCCGCCCGGUGCUAGGAGCCGCCAGCCGGGCCUGGCCGAGCCCCGCGCCCGCCGCCCUGUAGCCCGCCGGCGCCCGGGCGGCCGCCUGUCCCACCCCGCCCCCGCCCGAGAGGAGGAGCCCAGGCCAGGGGGAGGAGGAGGAGGAGGGAGAGGUUUGCGAGAGGGAGCGAGGCCGCGCGAGCCGCCGGCGGUUCGUAUUACCGGGGUCGGGAGGAGGAGCCGGGCCGGGCCCGCGGGGGCGGCGCGGGGCAGGCGGGAGGCUGCCGGGGCGGCAGGCCGGAGGCGCGACGCGGUGCCGGGGGCUCCCGUCCUCCUCCGCCGCCCGAGCCCGGUGGCCAGGCCGCACCUGCGCGCAGGCCGGGCCGCCCAGGGCCGUCCCCGGGACCGGCGCCGCGGGCAGGUGGAGACGCGAGGCGCGAGGGGUGCGCGCGGCAGGUGAUGGUGGGCCCCUGGCCUCCCCGGGCCGCCCCCGCGAGGCGUUGGGGCGUCAGGCCCUAGGGCCGUGGGGCGCCCCCGCCCCCACCGGCAGCCCCUGCCUGCCCUGACGAUGCUGUGAUUGAGGCGUCAGGCUCUCCCUCCGGGAGGGGCAGUUGCCCGCGCUCUUGACCUCGGAGCCCAGAAAGUGGACCCGGCAGGAUGCUGUCCGAGCAAGCCCAAAAGUGGUUUCCAACGCACGUGCAGGUCACGGUGCUCCAAGCCAAAGAUCUGAAGCCGAAAGGCAAAAGUGGCACCAAUGACACGUACACUAUCAUCCAGUUGGGCAAGGAGAAGUACUCCACGUCUGUAGCCGAGAAAACCCUGGAGCCCGUGUGGCGGGAGGAGGCCUCCUUCGAGCUCCCGGGGCUGCUCAUGCAGGGGAGCCCGGAGAAGUACAUCCUUUUCCUCAUAGUUAUGCACAGGUCCCUGGUGGGGCUGGACAGAUUUUUAGGGCAGGUGGCAAUCAACCUCAAUGACAUCUUUGAGGACAAACAAAGAAGGAAAACCGAGUGGUUUAGGUUGGAAUCCAAACAAGGAAAAAGAGCCAAAAACAGGGGUGAGAUAAAGGUUAAUAUUCAAUUCAUGAGGAACAACAUGACGGCAAGUAUGUUUGACUUGUCAAUGAAGGACAAAACAAGAUCUCCUUUUGCAAAAUUAAAAGAUAAGAUGAAAGGUAGAAAAAACGACGGCACAUUUUCUGAUACAUCUUCUGCAAUCAUUCCAAGUACUCACCUGCCUGAUGCCAGUACUGAAUUUUCAAGUGGUGAAAUCCAUAUGAAAUCCAAACCCAAGAAGCCUUUCCUUUUGGGGCCUCAGCGUCUCUCUUCAGCACACUCGAUGUCCGACUUAACCGGGUCCCACAUGUCCUCUGAGAAGCUGAAGGCGGGUGUGGUGGGCCCCACGCAUCUCCUGGGACGCCGCAUGGAGGCCUUUGGCGUGGUUCCGGAAAGUGGAAGUCUCAAAUCUCCGCACAGAAGAACGUUAAGCUUUGAUACUUCUAAAAUGAACCAGCCUGACAGUGUUGUGGAUGAAGGUGACGCGGCUUUCGAAAGACAGAAUGACCCAUUUACAAAUGUGACUGCCUCAUUACCCCAAAAAUUUGCAACACUGCCAAGGAAGAAAAAUCCAUUUGAAGAAAGCAGUGAAUCAUGGGACAGCAGCAUGAAUUUAUUUUCAAAAUCAAUUGAAGUGAGGAAGGAAAAUAAGAGAGAGAAGAGGGAGAAAGUUAGCCUGUUUGAAAGAGUGACUGGAAAAAAAGAUAGCAGAAGAUCUGAUAAGCUUAACAACGGGGGAUCGGACAGCCCAGUUGACUUGAAAUCACCCGGUGUAUUUAGUGAAAGUCGGCAGGACUACUUUGAUUAUGAGUCAACUAAUCCGUUUACAACAAAAUUCAGGGCUUCAAACAUAAUGCCAUCUUCAAGCUUUCAUAUGCAUCCCACAAGCAAUGAAGAGCUCAGGAAAAUCCCGGACAGCAACCCUUUUGACGCCACCGCAGGCUAUCGCAGUCUGACCUAUGAAGAGGUCCUGCAGGAGCUGGUGAAGCACAAGGAACUGCUGAGGAGGAAGGACACACACAUCCGGGAACUAGAGGACUACAUCGACAACCUCCUGGUGAGGGUGAUGGAAGAAACGCCCAGUAUUCUCAGAGUGCCAUAUGAACCGUCCCGGAAGGCUGGCAAGUUCGCUAACAGUUAAUAAAGCCAAGUGAGCUGUGUUUAUAAUUGGACAGAGAGAGAGGAAGGAGGACAAAAAGACAUUGUGAUUCAAAAGAAACUAUACCAUCAGACUCAUGAACACUGACCCUCGUUGUGGACACUCACCUGUUAAUAUCAGUAGGGCCUCUCCUCAGUGACCCGUGAAGGGAGCUCAGUCGUCUAAAGUCUGCAUGGAAGGGGACCGAUUGUCGCUGACCGAGCAGUUCUUAGGAUUCACUGAGGUGCUGGGCCAGCCCACUCCCGGGCCACGGGCCUAGAAAUAACUUCAGGAAUGCAUGAGUUAUUCCUCAGGAAUAGAUCUCCCAGAAGGCAGAGUUGAUACUGUGGUGGCGUCGCAAGCCGGUUCACAGAUGUUUUGCUUCAGGAAUACUGCUCAUAACACUACUGAAAUACCGGUUCAUGUUUUAUAUGCAGAGAUGUCCAUGGAUCUAUGUUCAUGUCUCUGUAUAUAAAACAUUUACAUAUACCUCAUGUAUACAUGUGUUUUUAGAACAUUCAGAAACAACUGGUUGCCUCUAAGGUGGGAAACUACAUGUGCUCCAUUGACGGGAGCCAGGUGUGCCAUUCCUGGUGCCGUUCGCUAGCAAGAGGUCGCCUCCCGUGGCACAUGGCGGUGCCUUUGGGAGCCUGGGUAUCAAGACAAGCUACUGGAUGCCGAGCCAGCAUCCAGUUUACACUCUGCAAAUGAACUAAAUGCCUUUUAAAAAGAGUGACAGAUUUUUUU
Molecule: messenger RNA, 2935 nt
Organism: Ochotona princeps (American pika)
Lineage: Eukaryota; Metazoa; Chordata; Mammalia; Lagomorpha; Ochotonidae
Gene: RAB11FIP2
Product: RAB11 family interacting protein 2
Exons: 5
Coding region: 656-2191 (511 amino acids)
Biological process (GO): regulated exocytosis
Cellular component (GO): phagocytic cup; endosome
Molecular function (GO): small GTPase binding
Source: RefSeq, a predicted model, not a curated record